This is a messenger RNA of Ipomoea triloba (trilobed morning glory), 1687 nucleotides long. RefSeq names its product cytochrome P450 98A3-like. NCBI's taxonomy places the organism in Eukaryota, Viridiplantae, Streptophyta, Magnoliopsida, Solanales, Convolvulaceae. The transcript is spliced from 3 exons. The coding region runs from base 52 to 1578 and encodes 508 amino acids. The record is from RefSeq and is a predicted model, not a curated record. Gene Ontology annotation, molecular function: heme binding; iron ion binding; oxidoreductase activity, acting on paired donors, with incorporation or reduction of molecular oxygen.
GCUCAGAACAACCACCUUCCCAUUGCCGCCAGGCCAGCGCCACCGUCUCCGAUGGCUCUAGCUUUACUACCCGUAUCAAUCGCUCUCCUCUUCCUCGCAUACAAACUCUACUACAAACUACGCUUCAACCUCCCGCCGGGGCCCCGGACGUUGCCGAUCGUCGGCAACCUCUACCACAUAAAGCCCCUCAGGUUCCGGCACUUCGCGGAGUGGGCCCAAGAAUACGGCCCCAUAUUCUCCGUCUUCUUCGGGUCACAGCUCAAUGUGGUGGUCUCCACGGCGGCGCUGGCCAAGGAAGUGCUCAAGGACAACGACCACCACUUGGCCCACCGCUUCCGGACUAGAUCCGCCUCUAACCUCAGCCGGAACGGCAUGGAUUUGAUCUGGGCCGAUUAUGGGGCCCACUAUGUCAAGGUCAGAAAGCUCUGCAAUCUCGAACUCUUCACUCCUAAGCGCCUCGACUCUCUUAGACCCAUCAGAGAAGAUGAAGUGAGUGCCAUGGUUGAGAACAUCUUCAGAGACUGUACUAAACCAGGUAAUAGUGGUAAAAGCUUGUUGAUGAGGAAGUACUUGGGGUCAGUGGCAUUCAACAACAUAACCAGGUUGACAUUUGGGAAGAGGUUUAUGAAUAGUGAGGGGGAGAUUGAUGAACAAGGGCAGGAGUUCAAGGGCAUUGUAUCCAAUGGGAUAAAGAUUGGGGCGAAGCUCCCAAUGGGAGAAUAUGUUCCAUGGCUCCGUUGGGCAUUCAAGGUUGACAAUGAAGCUCUUGAGAGCCAAGCUUCUCGCAGAGACAGACUCACCAGGAGGAUCAUGGAGGAGCACACUGCUGCUCGCAACAAAACCGGUGAUACCAAGCAACACUUUGUGGAUGCCUUGCUCACUCUUCAAAACCAGUAUGACCUUACAGAUGACACUGUUAUUGGUCUUCUUUGGGACAUGAUCACAGCAGGAAUGGACACCACUACUAUAUCAGCAGAAUGGGCAAUGGCAGAACUUGUUAAGAACCCGAGGGUGCAACACAAGGCACAAGAAGAGCUAGACAGAGUAAUUGGCUCAGAUAGGAUAAUAACAGAGUCUGAUUUCUCUCAGCUUCCAUACCUUCAAUGUGUAGCCAAGGAGGCACUCAGGCUCCACCCUCCAACUCCCCUAAUGCUCCCCCACAAGGCCAGCACCACCGUCAAGAUCGGAGGCUACGACAUCCCCAAAAACUCCAUCGUGCACGUCAACGUGUGGGCCGUAGCUCGCGAUCCGGGCGUGUGGAAGGAGCCUCUGGAAUUCCGACCUGAACGGUUCGUGGAGGAGGAUGUGGACAUGAAGGGGCACGACUAUCGGCUCCUGCCCUUUGGCGCGGGGAGGCGCAUAUGCCCCGGCACACAGCUGGCCAUCAACAUGGUGACAUCAAUGCUGGGGCAUUUGAUGCACCAUUAUACAUGGACGCCCCCUCCAGGAGUGAAGGCUGAGGAUAUUGACAUGACAGAGAGCCCUGGAAUGGUCACCUAUAUGCAUAACCCAUUGCAAGCUGUUGCUACUCCUAGAUUGCCUGCACACUUGUACAAACGUGUGCCAUAUCAAAUGUAAUUCCUUUUCGUUGCUUUUGCAUUGGGACAAACAAUAAUGACACACUUUUCAUCUUGAGAAGUGGUAUUUACUUUCCUGUGUUUAUAGCGCAGCCUUAAUUUAAGUAAUU